UUUCGUCCAGCAGGCCUCGAUCGAAAUUUCGACUACGAAGCAAGAAAUUUUAAAUUAGCGAUUCAUGUAACGGCAUUACGGUACACAAAAUUGUCAAAAUUCCAUUUUCAUUAAAAGUUUUGGCUAAUGUUUUGGUCCUCCCUAUUAAGGGGCUUCAGCUCACGCCAGAGCGGCUCCUCGAAUAAGCCCCCAAAGCCUCCAAGUCCACCGAAGCCGCCAUCGUCACCACCUGCACCAAAGCCUCCUUCUGCCAAGCGAGAAUGCAAAGUCCGGACGCACUGCGUUCCGGCCGCCUUCUGCGCCGAACGGGAUAAGUUCAAGUCGAUGUGGGAUCCGCCGAAGAACCUGCCUCCGCCGUAUCCCUUCGUGGUCAGCCGAUCCAAUGAGUUGUGCUGCGAACCCAACUGCACCAAGCCACUGCCCUCGUUCGACGAGAUGUAUUACCGACCCUCCUGCAAGGACGGUCCCUACCAGCGCCACUGGGUGGAGUGUCCCAAGUUCAUGAUCCGCAAGAAGAUAAUCUGCGCCUACGACAAGCUGGAGGCUCUGAGCCCCGCCCGUCGGGUGGCCAAGAGGCGCGAGCGGACAACGCUCAGCGCCGCAGCCACAGGACCCUGCCCCCAUUUUGCUCCCUUGGCACGCUGCGUGCCAGGACGUCGUCCGCCCAGAUGCCACGCGGCCAAGACGCCCUCCUGCUGCCGCAGGCUGUGUGCCCCUAUGCCCUGCUGGUCGGAUUGUAAGCAGCCCAAGCUGGCCAAGCGACCAUUUCGACCUCGGGAGUGCGAGUGCCGAUUCCCUCUGAGCCUCUGCGAAGCGGAGCGAGGUCGCCAGUGGGUCAAAAUUCAUGGUGAGAACCACGUCUGUCCCAGUGCCAUAAAGAAGGCCAAGAAGGCGAGGAAAGCCAUGCUCGAGAAAAUGAAAAAUGAUAAGAGAAAGAAGGAUAAGGGCAAGGGUAAAAAGAAGGAUAAGGACAACGAUAAAAAUAAAAAAUAA
This is a messenger RNA of Drosophila mauritiana, 993 nucleotides long. RefSeq lists its product as uncharacterized. The transcript has a single exon. Bases 127 to 993 code for a protein of 288 amino acids. NCBI's taxonomy places the organism in Eukaryota, Metazoa, Arthropoda, Insecta, Diptera, Drosophilidae. The record is from RefSeq and is a predicted model, not a curated record.